This is a messenger RNA of Ceraceosorus bombacis, 768 nucleotides long. Lineage: Eukaryota; Fungi; Basidiomycota; Exobasidiomycetes; Ceraceosorales; Ceraceosoraceae. The record is from the annotation of a GenBank genome assembly.
AUGUCCACGUCUACGACAGCGGCCGCCGGCGCCUCAUCCGCCAGCGACACGCUCACGCUGUACAGCUGGCCCGAGUCGGGCAACAGCUACAAGGUGCGUCUCUUGCUAGCGUUUCUGCGCGUACCGCACACCGUCAGGGAUCUCGAUUUCCUCAGUCAAGAGCAGCAGAGCGAUUGGUUUCGAUGCAUCAAUCCUAAAGGCGAAGUGCCGACGCUGGUGCACAACCAGACGACCCUGACCGAUUCAUCUUCCAUUCUGGCCUACAUUGCCGCCACGUACGACGACUUGGGCAGGCGUGGGACAGGACCAUCAUCGUAUUACGGGCAGGAUCUGUUGGAACAAGUCAAGAUCAUCGAGUGGCUCGCUUUCGCCAACGGAUGGGUGCAGCACGGCGUCUUUACCGCCAGGGCCAUCCUCUCUUACGGCGGGCCCUACAACGGUCUGGGCCAAAACACGUCCGACGAUGCGUUGCUGCAGGCGCGUCUAGCAGACGCCAAGGUGCGCGCGCACAAGUCGCUAGCCAUCAUCGACGCAGAAUUGGCCAAGGGGGAUGGUUGGCUCGUCGGCUACAGACCCACCAUUGCGGACAUUUCGAAUUUCGUCUAUAUCGCCCUUGCUCCCAUGGGAGAUGUAUCUCUGCAGGCUUAUCCUAGCGUUUUGGCCUGGAUAGAGGCGAUCAAGAAGCUGCCUGGUUUCAUACCCAUCCCUGGUCUGGAUGAUCCCUUGGUCAGACGGAGAGGCACGCGAUUUGAAGCUGUCACAGGGUGA